AAGCUAUCAGCUAUCGAUCCAAUUGAAAGGCGUAGGAUGGGACGACGUGUCGACACUGUCUUUGCUUCUGGACCAAUCGAGCUUGGCUGCACUGAAAUUGGAUCAAAAAACGACCAAACAAAAACAUUAACAGAUGGAUCCCUCAAAAUGCCACUUGUACUCCGGGAUAUGUUGCUUGAUGUCACCUAUGCUCCGUCACUACUCCACCGUUCCCAUGUCGUCGAAUACUCUAUGAAUGGUAAGUCUAAAUCAGGUUUUUAA
Molecule: messenger RNA, 261 nt
Organism: Zychaea mexicana
Lineage: Eukaryota; Fungi; Mucoromycota; Mucoromycetes; Mucorales; Lichtheimiaceae
Exons: 1
Source: RefSeq, a predicted model, not a curated record